AUAGCGGCAUAAAGCUGGACUAAGGUCAGACUAAGGAUAACAACGUUCGAUCGAGUGGAAGCAUAAUGCAAUCAUUUUUAUCAAAAUGUACCCUGGUGGACAUUUUACAGGGUAUCUGCUAGUCAGGCAAGCUUACUUGCUGUCACUGUUAUUGUUAUUGCUGUUGCCGCAUUCAAGUGGCAUUUUGUGUCCGUCUUUAACUGCAACUGCAACUGCAACUGCAACUGCGACUGCUGUAACUGAUUUAAGAUGCGGCUCGCGUUGCCUUUUCCAAACAGAGGGCCGCAACGGCAUUUCAAGAGCCAACAAUAUGUCUGAGGCCGGAGCAAAUGGCAGCAGCGAGGCACCCGCCGCAGAGCUGGCGCAGCUGGCGCUGGAGGAGACCGCACCGAAGGUCAGCUUUUCGGAUCAGUUCAAGGCGUUCUCCAAGUUCGGCGAUACCAAGUCCGAUGGCAAGCUGAUAACGCUAUCGCAGAGCGACAAAUGGAUGAAGCAGGCGAAGGUCUUUGACAAGCAGAUCACCACCACCGACACGGGCAUCCACUUUAAGAAAUUCAAGGCCAUGAAAAUCACGCUGGCCGACUACAACAAGUUCCUCGAGGAUUUGGCCAAAACGAAAAAGGUGGAACUGGCGCAGAUCAAGCAAAAAAUGGCCGGCUGCGGUGCACCCGGCGUGCUUUCCGUUUCGGCGGGCAAAGCCGCCGCCGCUGUGGACAGGCUGACGGAUCCGAGCAAGUAUACGGGCUCGCAUAAGGAGCGCUUCGAUGCCACCGGCAAGGGCAAGGGCAUUGCCGGACGCCGAAAUCUGGUCGAUGAUUCCGGCUAUGUCAGCGGCUAUCAGCACAAGGACACCUACGAUGGCGCCCGUUAAUAUCCUUAGCCUAACCACAUUCACACAAACACACACAAUUUUCCUGAUCUUUGGCUAAUUUAUUACCCGUUUCUAAUGGUAGCACCAGUUAAUUUUGUAUUUCCUUCAUUUUCCCUUCCUUAUUACAUAUAAGUUGUGAUUAAGUGCUUAAAAAUAAAUUUAUAUUAUUUUAAA
Messenger RNA from Drosophila montana, 1045 nucleotides. It is a transcript of the gene ringer, whose product is annotated as ringmaker. Bases 86 to 871 code for a protein of 261 amino acids. The record is from RefSeq and is a predicted model, not a curated record. Gene Ontology annotation, molecular function: tubulin binding. Lineage: Eukaryota; Metazoa; Arthropoda; Insecta; Diptera; Drosophilidae. The transcript has 4 exons. Gene Ontology annotation, cellular component: microtubule. Gene Ontology annotation, biological process: microtubule bundle formation; microtubule polymerization; positive regulation of protein polymerization.